Messenger RNA from Thermochaetoides thermophila DSM 1495, 1395 nucleotides. RefSeq lists its product as uncharacterized. The coding region runs from base 1 to 1395 and encodes 464 amino acids. NCBI's taxonomy places the organism in Eukaryota, Fungi, Ascomycota, Sordariomycetes, Sordariales, Chaetomiaceae. Gene Ontology annotation, molecular function: transmembrane transporter activity. The transcript has 2 exons. The record is from RefSeq and is a predicted model, not a curated record. Gene Ontology annotation, biological process: transmembrane transport.
AUGAUCCUAGCCCCCCUCAGCGAGCUCAACGGUCGAUACCCCGUCUUCGUGGUCGCGGGCACGGUGUUUGUCGUCUGCCAGGCGCUCUGCGGCGUCGUUCGAACACUGGCUGGGAUGCUGGUGGUGCGGUUCUUCGUUGGGGCUGGUGCCAGCGUGUUUAGUAGCAUGGUUGGGGGAGUGAUUGCGGAUAUGUGGGAUGCGAGGGAGCGGAAUAUGCCUAUGGCGGUGUUUAGUGGGGCUGUCCUGGCCGGGACGGGCGCAGGGCCUUUGGUGGGAAGUGUUAUGGCUGAGAGACUGGCGGAGGGGAAUAAAUGGAGGUGGGUGUUUUGGCAUCAGGCUGUGGCCGGAGGGUUGCUCAUGGCGGCACUUGCGGUGAUGUGGAGGGAGACGAGGGGUUCGGUUGUGCUUAGCAGGAAGGCGAGGGCUUUGAAUAGAUGGUAUGAAGCACUGGAAGGGAGGGGGUACUACGGAGUGUGGGUUGAGGAGGGGAUGGGGGGGGAGGGAGAUGAGGAGAAGAGGAUGGGGACGACGCAGGAAGGGUCGAAGUUACGCCGUAUUCGCUGGGUCGUGAAGGAAGACGAGGAGCGCGCCUCGCUGGCGACGAUGAUCCGGAUUAGCGUCACGCGACCGUUCCAUCUGCUAUUUACGGAACCAGUCGUCUUCUUUUUCUCCCUCUGGGCCGCCUUCGCCUGGGGCGUGCUGUACCUCACCUUCGGCUCGGUGCCGUACGUCUUUCAGACCGUCUACGGCUGGCCCCUCUCCGGGUCCGGGUACGCUUUUUCUGCGAUGGUCAUCGGCGCUGUUGUGGCAACAGGCAUGGGAAUCUGGCAGGAGAAGCUUCUCCGUCACCCGAAAUGGGCUUCUCCCGCAGAAGAUGGCACAAACAGUUCCGAGGAGAUCCCCUCUCCCCUUCCCAAACUUCCCCCCUCAAAGCUCGACCCCUUCUGGGCUUAUUUAAGAGCCCACUUCCCCCCGUCAACCCCCGAAUCCCGCCUCUACCCCACAUGCCUCACCAGCACGUUAUUACCCCUCGGCCUUUUCACCUUCGGCUUCACCGCCCAACCGCAGCUUUCCCCAGCCGGCCCACUAGUCGGCAUCUUUCUAUCAACACUCGGCAUCUUUAGUGUCUACUUAGCUGUCUUCAACUACUUUGCUGAUACGUAUCAGGGGUAUGCGUCGUCUGCCUUGGCGGCACAAUCAUUUUGUCGGAAUGUGUUGGGCGGCGCGUUUCCCCUGGUGACGAGGAGACUGUAUGGGGAUUUGGGGCCCGUGAAGGCGGGGGCGGUUUUGGGGGGUGUCGCGGUGGUGUUAACGGGGGUGCCGUGGGUUCUGGUACUUUUGGGAGAGGGGGUUAGAGGGAGGAGUGGGUUUGCUAAGAAACUCGUUCACACAUAA